Molecule: messenger RNA, 2746 nt
Organism: Tachysurus fulvidraco (yellow catfish)
Lineage: Eukaryota; Metazoa; Chordata; Actinopteri; Siluriformes; Bagridae
Gene: kras
Product: v-Ki-ras2 Kirsten rat sarcoma viral oncogene homolog
Exons: 5
Coding region: 270-836 (188 amino acids)
Biological process (GO): Ras protein signal transduction
Cellular component (GO): plasma membrane
Molecular function (GO): GTPase activity; GDP binding; GTP binding
Source: RefSeq, a predicted model, not a curated record
GUAUCCGCCCAUAUUUAUGUAAAGAGCGACCUCCAUACAGGCCGAGACGAGGGAGAGGAGUGAACGAGGAAGAAAUAGAUAUAUCUCCGUCCUAUCCUCGGGGUUAUAACCGCGAUACAUGCGCGACAUCGGGCUCGUAGAGUUCACACAGCGGUUCAUAUUAUAAAAAUGGCAAGAUCGGGCUUUAACAGAGGACUAUAACCUGCUCUUAACUUUUUAUUCGCCUUUUUCUGGCACGGACGCGGAACUUACAACACCAAAGGUGAAGAAUGACGGAAUAUAAGCUGGUGGUGGUCGGGGCUGGAGGCGUUGGAAAAAGUGCUCUCACCAUCCAGCUCAUCCAGAACCACUUUGUAGAUGAAUAUGACCCUACUAUAGAGGACUCGUACAGGAAGCAGGUGGUGAUUGACGGAGAGACGUGUUUGUUGGACAUCCUGGACACAGCAGGUCAGGAGGAGUACAGCGCCAUGAGAGAUCAAUACAUGAGGACAGGAGAGGGCUUCCUCUGUGUUUUUGCCAUUAAUAACACCAAGUCUUUUGAGGACAUUCACCACUACAGAGAGCAGAUUAAGAGAGUGAAAGACUCAGAGGAUGUGCCUAUGGUCCUGGUGGGAAAUAAGUGUGACCUGCCGUCCCGCACAGUGGAUACCAAGCAGGCUCAGGACUUAGCACGUAGCUAUGGAAUUCCUUUCAUCGAGACCUCGGCAAAAACGAGACAGGGGGUUGAUGAUGCCUUUUAUACUUUAGUCCGGGAAAUUCGAAAGCACAAGGAGAAGAUGAGCAAGGAGGGCAAGAAGAAAAAGAAGAAGUCCAAGACAAAGUGUAUAGUAAUGUGAAUAAUGCCUCCAUUUCAGUAUCGACUCUGAACAGCUGAAAUAUUAAAGAACUGCAUUUUGUACAUUACACUAAAUUAUUAGCCUCUUCAAGUACAGAAUGGAUUCCUAUUUUCCUUCAUUUGCUAUCUUACAAACAAGUUCUUCCUUGUCUAGUGCCAGAUGCCCCAAUGUGUUGGUCCUGAAUUACUUUGUAAUGUUAAAUUACAGCCAACAAUGAAAUUGUAUUGCCGAUAGAUUCAUUUUUCUCUGGCUAUUUUUCCUCAGUACUCACCUAGAGCUUGUCAUUUAGCAGAUAGAAAGAGAAUAGAAGCAACUAGCUUUCUGUACUCCAGAAUCCUACAGUUUAAUGGAUGUUUUGAUGUAGAUCUGUGGAGGAGUGUUUUGUGCAGUAUAAAUUAAAGGACAUCCAAUUGCAGUUUGCCACAUAAUACUAAUAGCACAGUGAACUUUGCAUAUAAGUAAGUUCCUGUUCCAUAUUCAGUUCAAUUCAUUUAAUGUUGUACAGGAAUGACCCCAUAAUUCUUAAAUCUGAUUUGGUUAUAUGAUGUAAUGAACAGUAUAUAUCCUUCUAUAAUAUUCCUAUGUAGGACCAACACUAUUUGGGGUAAUAUUUUGAUAUCUCCACCACUGUGUAACAGAUGGUUUAUCUAUCUGGGAUGUCAGAUUUAUAUUAACCUGCAUGUGAACAUCCAUAGUAGUCAACUUUAAGCCUUUGAUAAUGUGUGUGGAUGGUAACCUUUUAACCCCGAUCAGCGUUUUCAUUUGCAUGCUGUUCUUUGUGUAAUUUCCUGAAAAAAAAAGGCUAGGAAAUGUUCAAAUUCUGUGUUAAAACAGGCCCUGUUCUCCAGGUGGGAAAAUCUUACCCAAUCGAGUGUUUUUUGUUUUCUCUCCUUUUCCCUUCUGGAGAUGUAUUUCUUUCAGUGUUCUGUUUCAUUUAAUGAUUGUCCACAUUGAAUUAGCAUAGAGAUUACUGAUAAUAGCUAAAAUUUUAAACUAAAUGCUACAUUCGAGUAAAAAUCAGUCUAAAUGGUGGGUUUACAAGUUUUCUUAUUACAGUUUGUGUUAUUGAAUUUGUAAGAAGUUGUAAUGUUUGAUUAUCCAGCAAAGGCUUUUCAAGAUAAGUCUGCAGUAUGUGAUUCUCCCUGUUAUACUCAGCCAAAUGCCUUUUUAUGAAAAUGUAAUCAACCACUACUAAUAAUUCAGUAAUAAUAUUGAAUAUUAUUUAUCUACCUAUGACAAAAAAAAGCAAUGCCAACACAGGACUUAUGGCUCAAAUAGCCAUGUAAAUGGCUUCCAAAGGAGACAAAACUGACAACCCAAAACGUCUGUCUUUUUAUUGUUCAUUUAAACCCAAAAGACUGGUUGAAUAUGACGGGCAAUGCCGACGAUAAAAACACGUCAUUUCAGAGAGCUGUUAAAAACUAUGUUGCCUUUUUGUAUUUAUGGUUUGUCCUCUUUUGUAUCACAGAUCCUUAAUCAGUGCAUUUUCAUGUAUUCCAUCAUAGUAUAUGAAUGAACCGACCUGAUCUAUUGCUAAUGCUGCAUCUUCAAAGAGGCAAACACAUCAAAUAAAUAAACAAAUUCAGGAUAACUGUUAUUAUGCAAUGCUAAUCCAGGUAAAGGCUGUUCUAAGCUCUUCUGUUACCUCUGUCCCAUUAAGGUGUGGUAACUUGAGUUGUAACUGUAUUCAAUUUAGCAUUCAUUUUUGUCUCUCUCCCCAUCGCACUCUUCUUGUCUUUCUCUUCUGUUUGUGACGUGCCAAUGGAGAAAGUUCUUAAAAUACUUCAUGUAUACCUGGAGUGUAUUUUAACAACCUUUGUACAGUUGUGAUACAGAAAGAUGCAUAUUUUGUAAAUUGUGCUUUAGGUGAUUUUUUUUGUUGUUUUGUUAAUAAAUGUCACUUUAAUAGA